AAAAAACGCUGCGUUUCCAAAAACUAAUACGUCGUCGUGUAGUUGGAAUAUCUUUUUGUCGGCCUUGUGAUAGUUUGAUGCCCACCUUCUUCUUCCACUGCUCGCUUUUAAGUUUCUCGAAAUUUCUUGGCGAAAAAUCCAGAUUUUGUGUUUAGCCGACGAGAAUUGGGAAAAAUGUCGUGUACGCAUGAUCACAACUGCGAAGAUCAUGAGUGUUCUUCCGAUUGGUCUCUCUACAAACACAUUGAUCUCUCCAAGGUUUCAGCUCUGAAUGAAUCUGUUUCGGGAAGUGCAAAAUCAGUCUUCAAAGCGUGGGAACAGCGAUUACACUCUUCUGGGGAGCAUUUGGAGAGCAAUGAGGGAGACCCUGAAUUGCUUGUUUUUGUACCAUUUACAUCAGACGUCAAGAUCAAGAGCAUAUCAAUUGUUGGUGGCCCUGAAGGAACAAGUCCUUCUAAGUUGAGAGUGUUUAUCAAUCGUGAAGGGAUUGACUUCUCCGAUGCUGAGAGUAUGCAAGCCGUUCAGGAAUGGGAGUUAGCUGAAAAUUUGCAAGGAGUCUUAGAAUACCAGACCAGGUAUUCAAAGUUCCAGAGUGUUGGAAACAUCACCCUGCAUUUCCCUGAGAGUUUUGGAGGUGACACAACCCAAAUACGUUAUAUCGGGUUCAAAGGUGAAGCAACCCAGUUGAAAAGAGAUGUUGUUGCGACAAUCGUAUAUGAGAUUAGACCAAAUCCUUCAGAUCACAAGUAAACCUGAAUCUCAACCAAAUUACUCUUUCUUUCGUAUGUGAAUAUCCUUCAGUUACAAACUCUGUUUGUUUGGUAGGACAAAAGCCGAGACUGGUGGUGGUUUUUCACAAGUUGAAUGAAGACAUCAUCUUCUCCUUAGCCUUCUCACAUACUCCUCUUUUCUCCUUAGCCUAUAUUAACAAAAAUAUAUGUAUCCAAUAAAGUGACAGACUUGUUUGUGGAAACGUUUCUAUGCUUAAACCCACAUGAUAUCUUU
Arabidopsis thaliana (thale cress) is the source of this 1005-nucleotide messenger RNA. Its product is annotated as PITH domain protein (DUF1000). Lineage: Eukaryota; Viridiplantae; Streptophyta; Magnoliopsida; Brassicales; Brassicaceae. The transcript has 8 exons. Gene Ontology annotation, cellular component: cytoplasm. The coding region runs from base 175 to 750 and encodes 191 amino acids. The record is from RefSeq and is marked reviewed.